Scylla paramamosain (green mud crab) is the source of this 785-nucleotide messenger RNA. RefSeq lists its product as uncharacterized. The transcript has 2 exons. The record is from RefSeq and is a predicted model, not a curated record. NCBI's taxonomy places the organism in Eukaryota, Metazoa, Arthropoda, Malacostraca, Decapoda, Portunidae. The coding region runs from base 1 to 375 and encodes 124 amino acids.
AUGUUUCCUCUUUCACGCUCUCCACCUCCUUUCUUCCUUUCAUCCUUCACUGCUUGCUUACCCUCUCCUCCUCCUUCUUCUCUUCCUCCUCCUCCUCCUCCUCCUCCUCCUCCUCCAUCUCCUCCUUCUUCCUCCUUCUCCUUCUCCCCUCCUAUAAUAAUUCUAACUUCUCUUCUUCUUCCCCCUUUACGAACUCCCCCAUCUCUCCCCCUCCUCUGGUUAGGUUAUAUAUUAUUUUCACAUUUUUCCCUUAAUCUUCGUUGUUGUCGUCGUCAUCAUCAUCAUCGUCAUCAUCUUCAUCAUCAUCAUCACCAUCAUCAUCACCACCAUCACCAUCAUCACCAUCAAUCAUCACCAUCAUCACCACCAUCAUAAUUGCAAUUAAUACCUUUAAAAAAAUAAUAACAAUAAAGGCAAAUGUACGUACAUACUUAAUAUAUGAAAAAAAGAACACUGAAUUCAUACAUUCUUUAUACUCAUAAGUACCACAUAAACUAACAUACUCUUUACGUAAAAUAUAAACCAGAACCAUAAAACAAACGCCAAAGUAAGUUCACUCACUAUCAACCAACAAACAUAUACAGAUGAAUGAGUAAAUGGGUACUGUGCAUCCUUAUUACUCACCUUUACCCAUACAACAUUGACGUCUAGGAACCCAUAGCAGGACUGUCCACCCAUCCUCUGCAGUCUCGUGUUUGGCUGAGUGGCGAGACAGUACCGGCCUGGGUUCAGAUCAAUAGUGUUCCCUCAUCUGUGUGUCGUGUGGUGCUGGUCUUGUGUGUGGU